This is a messenger RNA of Fusarium subglutinans, 399 nucleotides long. RefSeq lists its product as uncharacterized. NCBI's taxonomy places the organism in Eukaryota, Fungi, Ascomycota, Sordariomycetes, Hypocreales, Nectriaceae. The transcript has a single exon. Bases 1 to 399 code for a protein of 132 amino acids. The record is from RefSeq and is a predicted model, not a curated record.
AUGACUCGGAUCAUGGGAGGCGAACAAGAUGGUGAGCAAAGGCGGAAACACAACAGUUGGAAAAGUCUCACUAACGAAUUAAUGCACCAAGUCAUCCGCACGUUUCGCAACGACCUGAUCAAGGCGGACGAGAUCCUCCUCGGAAGAGGAAAAGACGAACAGGGCGAGCCUAUCGAGAGGUUCGAGGGGGUCGGGAAACUUUUCGAAGGGGUACUCCCUCAGCUAGAUGCCUUCUUCGCGACUCAGAACAACGCAGACGUCGUCCUUCCGAUGGUUUUGGAGAUCAUCAAAGCACAACAUCUUGUGGAGGAGCAAGGCGAGGGCAAGUGGCUGCAGCCACUCGAGGUUAUUCUCGGAGAGGCUCUGUGCCAGCAGAUCUCGGAGGUUGAUGUUGCUUGA